CUACCCGCUCUCCGUAGCUCCUUAACCCGCUGGAGUUUCAAUGCGCGUUGUUGUUUUACGAAGCUGAGUCUUAUACACCACCCGCUGUUUUCCUGGUCAUGGCUUCUCCGAGUUCCUUCACCUACUAUUGCCCUCCAACUUCCUCCCCAGUCUGGUCAGAGCCGCUGUACAGUCUGAGGCCCGAGCACGCGCGGGAGCGGUUGCAGGACGACUCAGUGGAAACAGUCACGUCCAUAGAACAGGCAAAAGUAGAAGAAAAGAUCCAAGAUGUCUUCAGUUCUUACAAGUUCAACCACCUUGUACCAAGGCUUGUUUUGCAGAGGGAGAAGCACUUCCAUUAUCUGAAAAGAGGCCUUCGACAGCUGACAGAUGCCUAUGAGUGUCUGGAUGCCAGCCGCCCGUGGCUCUGCUACUGGAUCCUGCACAGCCUGGAACUGCUGGAUGAACCCAGCCCCCAGGUGGUGGCGACAGAUGUGUGUCAGUUCCUGGAGCUGUGUCAAAGCCCAGAAGGUGGCUUUGGAGGGGGCCCUGGCCAGUACCCACACCUUGCCCCAACGUACGCAGCGGUCAACGCGCUGUGCAUCAUUGGUACCGAGGAGGCCUAUGACGUCAUUAACAGAGAGAAGCUUCUUCAGUAUUUGUACUCGCUGAAGCAACCUGAUGGCUCUUUUCUCAUGCACGUUGGAGGUGAGGUGGAUGUGAGAAGUGCAUACUGUGCCGCCUCCGUAGCAUCUCUGACCAACAUCAUCACUCCAGACCUCUUUGAGGGCACUGCUGAAUGGAUAGCAAGGUGUCAGAAUUGGGAAGGUGGGAUCGGCGGGGUGCCAGGGAUGGAAGCCCAUGGGGGCUAUACUUUCUGUGGCCUGGCCGCACUAGUCAUCCUCAAGAAGGAACGUUCCUUGAACUUGAAGAGUUUAUUACAAUGGGUGACAAGCCGGCAGAUGCGGUUUGAAGGUGGAUUUCAGGGCCGCUGCAACAAGCUGGUAGAUGGCUGCUAUUCCUUCUGGCAGGCAGGGCUCCUGCCCCUGCUCCACCGUGCACUGCAUGCUCAAGGUGACCCUGCCCUCAGCAUGAGCCACUGGAUGUUUCACCAGCAGGCCCUGCAGGAGUACAUCCUCAUGUGCUGUCAGUGCCCCGCUGGGGGGCUUCUGGAUAAACCCGGCAAGUCACGGGAUUUCUACCACACCUGCUACUGCCUGAGCGGCCUGUCCAUAGCCCAGCACUUUGGCAGUGGAGCCAUGUUGCACGACGUGGUCCUUGGUGUGCCUGAAAACGCUCUGCAGCCCACUCACCCUGUGUACAAUAUUGGACCAGAUAAGGUGAUCCAGGCCACCAUGUACUUUCUGCAGAAGCCAGUCCCAGGCUUUGAGGAGCAUGAGGAUGAGGCACCAGCAGAGCCUGCCACCAACUAGUGGACACAGGGUCCCAAGGCUCUUUCGGUGAACACCGAAAGAGUGUUCACCCACCUCCCCAGUCAGACCAAGGUUUAUCUGUUUCGAUACAUACUGCAUUCUAUGCUGCACAAGCCUCGGCCACAAUCGAGCUGUGGUUCUUUGUCCCUUCUUGUCAAACAAAGCAAAACCAAUGGCUCUGGGUUUAGAGAAGUCAGUGGCGUGUUUUUUCAAAAAUUCUUUCCACUCUUAUCAAACCAAAAAUCUGUCAGCCUGUGUAGCAUCUGAACCCAGCUCUGGCCUGGCCUGGGUUGGCUGGGAAGCAGUGCAUGCUGGGAAGAAGCAGCCCCUCCAACUGAACCAUCGUAUUGAAAUGAAUGACAUCUCUGAGUAUUACAGCAUCCAGAGGCACUGCUGCAGUUCUCACUUGCACGCCACCAUUAAAGUCUGGAAAUAAGACUGCUCCAUGCCAAGCGGGAGCUUUGAGUCCCACCAAAAUGAAUUCUUCAGACAAAACCAUGGUGGGGCUUCUCUAGGAGGUCCCCCUGGCUCUGACCUCCUGCCCUGGCCAUUUGCAAGGGAAAGGAGCUGGGGUUGGGGAGAAAGGCCUCCUUUAGUUGUGAGUGCCUCGCCCUCCACAGUGGAGAACUGAGCCACACAUCUCUCCAAGGCCAUGCUUGGCGCACAGGCAGGAUUUGCUUCAGUCCCAGGUGUGCUGGCUUAGACCUGGAAACCAAUUAUGAGUGGAAAAUGAACCUCUAGUUCAACUCUGUGGCAAGGAAGCAGCCCCAGGGCCCACCCCAUCAUGUACAGUGAAGGCCCCUCUGACGUCCUCAAGGCAGCGCCUGCGCCUGUGGCCAUUCUGUGUGCUUCCAUCUUUUCUCCUACCAGACUCCUGGCCCACCCUCAUCCAAAAGAGUGUUGUCUUCUCUCACCCAGAGUAUUAACACUACUAAGUCUUUCACCUUAAUUUCUGACUCAGGAUUUAUUCAUAUCCUGCCCAGUCCAGGUUCAGAGAAAUAAAAUCAAGUGCUAGACAGGCUGGCUGCUGCUCAGGCAGUGGCCGUGUAAACCUGGCUGUGGCAGGGCCGUGUGCUGUGCAGUGUGCUCGGCCUGCCAGAGCCUCUGCUGCUCAUGUGGAACCUUCUCGGUCAGUGGGGCUGAGCUGGUCGUCUGCCCACUGUUGCGGUCACUGCAAGCUCCGUGUCGCCAACCUGGCCGUCAUGUAAGCGGCCAUGGGCCACAGGGCAGAUGGGAGCUCGACGACUCAGCAUGCGGCUCUUCUCAGAAACUUGCCACUUGCUGCCUCUGAUUCCCUAUUGCUUUGGUAUAUUGGGCUAUGUAUUA
Messenger RNA from Manis javanica (Malayan pangolin), 2738 nucleotides. RefSeq names its product farnesyltransferase, CAAX box, subunit beta (gene FNTB). Gene Ontology annotation, molecular function: protein farnesyltransferase activity. The record is from RefSeq and is a predicted model, not a curated record. Gene Ontology annotation, cellular component: protein farnesyltransferase complex. Gene Ontology annotation, biological process: protein farnesylation. NCBI's taxonomy places the organism in Eukaryota, Metazoa, Chordata, Mammalia, Pholidota, Manidae.